CCCUUUCCGGGUGCGGGUCCCCGGGCGGAGCGGCGGGACGGCGCGGCGGCGGCGUCAACGGGCGGGCGCGGGGCGCGUGUCAUGGCGGAGCUGGCGCAGGGGCAGAGCGCGGCGCCCGUAGGGAUCAAGCCCGAGGGCUUCGUCGAUGCCCUGCACCGGGUCCGGCAGAUUGCUGCUAAAAUUGGAGAUAUUCCUCACUUGAAUAAUUCUACAACACUCGUGGACCCGUCAGUUUACGGUUAUGGAGUGCAGAAACGGCCCCUUGAUGAUGGAGGUCUCCGUGUAAGUGGGCUCCAUGGAGCACAGAUAAGAGAUACAGAGAGAAUAGGUAACCAGUUAGGGGCCCUGGUACAUCAAAGGGCUGUAAUAACAGAAGAUUUCAAAGUGCCUGAUAAAAUGGUUGGAUUUAUAAUCGGCAGGGGAGGUGAGCAGAUCUCACGGAUUCAGAUCGAGUCUGGCUGCAAAAUUCAAAUUGCUCCAGACAGUGGCGGGAUGCCUGAAAGGCCCUGUGUGCUCACCGGGACGCCAGAGAGCAUUGAACAAGCAAAACGGCUACUGGGGCAGAUUGUAGAUCGCUGUCGGAACGGACCUGGUUUUCACAACGAUGUUGAUGGCAACAGUACGAUUCAGGAGAUUUUGAUCCCGGCAUCCAAAGUGGGUCUAGUCAUCGGCAAAGGAGGUGAAACAAUAAAACAGUUGCAGGAGCGAACAGGUGUGAAAAUGAUUAUGAUCCAAGAUGGUCCAAUGCCUACUGGAGCAGAUAAACCUCUCCGUAUUACUGGAGAUGCAUUUAAAGUACAGCAAGCAAGGGAAAUGGUACUGGAGAUCAUCCGAGAGAAAGAUCAGGCAGACUUCCGAGGCGUACGCAAUGAUUUCAGUUCUAGAAUGGGAGGAGGCAGCAUAGAGGUCUCUGUGCCCAGGUUUGCUGUUGGAAUUGUGAUAGGAAGAAAUGGAGAAAUGAUCAAAAAGAUUCAGAAUGAUGCUGGAGUUAGGAUUCAAUUUAAACCAGAUGAUGGGAUUAGUCCUGAAAGAGUCGCACAGGUCAUGGGGCUUCCCGAUAGGUGUCAACACGCAGCACACAUCAUCAGCGAGCUUAUUCUUACAGCACAGGAACGAGAUGGUUUUGGAAGUUUGGCUGUAGCCCGGGGAAGAGGUCGUGGCCGUGGGGACUGGAGUGUUGGAACACCUGGGGGCAUGCAGGAAAUAACCUACACGGUGCCAGCUGACAAGUGCGGUCUCGUUAUAGGCAAAGGUGGUGAGAACAUCAAGAGCAUAAAUCAGCAGUCAGGAGCCCACGUGGAGCUGCAGAGAAACCCACCUCCAAACACAGACCCUGGUGUACGAAUAUUCACAAUCAGAGGAGUUCCCCAGCAGAUUGAACUUGCUAGACAUCUCAUAGAUGAGAAAGUUGGUGGUACCAGCAUGGGUGGACCUGGAGGAUUUGGUCAGAGUCCGUUCAACCAAGCACCCACUACACCUCAUCAAAAUGGUCCUCAGGCGUUCAUGACGCAGGGUUGGGGCAGUACCUACCAGACGUGGCAGCAGCCUGGACAGCAAGUCCCAAAUCACAAUGGUACCCAGUCAGGCCAGGUGGAGUUCACCAAGGCAUGGGAGGAUUAUUAUAGGAAACUAGGCCAACAGAGCCAGCAGCAGAACAGCCAUCCCGAUUACAGCAAAGCAUGGGAGGAAUAUUACAAAAAACAGAGUCAUGCUGCCAGCGCUGCUUCUCAGGCGAGCUCCCAGCCGGACUACACGAUGGCCUGGGCAGAGUAUUACAGACAGCAGGCUGCCUACUAUGGGCAGACACUAGGGCAGGCGCAGGCCCACAGCCAGGAGCAGUAGAACAACGUCCUCGCGGCCAUCGUCGCUAUUUGGUUUCUCCCUCGGAAUCAUUGUGGAAGAAAACCUUUUUGUAACAGAGGUUUCUAGAUUUGCAACGUUUUGAUGAAGACUUUUCUGUUUGUUUGUGAAACACUAGCUGUAGGAUAAUCCAUACUGAACUUUUCUAAGAAUCAGGAGCAAUUAGUAACGUACUAAACUUACGGACAUGCUGGUAAUUCUGUUUCUAAAUUUGUACAAAACAGCAAAAAAAAACAAAAAAAAAAAACCACAAAAACAAAAACACACACACAGAAAAAAACCCCUCCGGGAUCCCCUUUGGACGGAGCCGGGGGAGCUGCAGCUCCAGCAGUGCACAUUGGAGCUGUGACAUUUCAACGCGUGCGGCCGCUGCUCUCCAGGUGGGGUUGGGUGGGUUUUUCUUUCUUUCUUUCUUUCUUUCUUUUUUUUUAUUCCCCCCCCCCCCCAUUCCCCUCAUCUCCUUUUCAUUUUGGAACCUUUUCUGUUGCAGCAGAAAGAGUGGCUUGGAAGUCUUAGGCGGUGCGUAACGAACCCUAAUUGAAAAAGAAAAAAAAAAAAAAAGAGGAAAAAAAAAAAAAAGGAUUUUAAACAGUAUUUAAAUAUUCUUAAAUAUGUAAAUUCAUUAAAUGUUUUACUUCUCGUUUUCUUGCAUCUUUUGAUUUUUAUUGCAUUGUUUGUUGUAAGGGAGAGCAGUGCUGUGCAUGGUAACGCUGUGCGCUGUGCCGUCGGGCCGCGCCUCACUGCUGGGCUCUGAGGAGGGCUGAUAGGAAAACGGGGGGGUUUGGGAGCCUUCUCCUCCCCGUCCCAUUGCCACGGCUGCAUUGAUGGACCUGAGACCUCCAAGCUGGUUCAAAAAAAGGAAAAAAAGAAAAAAAAAAACAAAAACAAACCCUUCCUCUGUGCUCUCGGAAAUAUAAAUACUGUUAUUUUUAAUAUUGAGAUGGAUCUGCUAUGAUGAGUACCUUUUAACAGACACUGUGGAAGCGUAAAGCCCUAUCAGAGGUAGUGGAACUAUUUUUUCAUUCCCAGGUGGUUUUGUUUCAGUUUUGUUUUUAUUUUGGCUUUUAUUAUUUUUUUGUUUGUUUGUUUGGGUUCCUUUUAAAUAUUUUCCUAUCUAAUAUUGUCAGAUUGCCUAGAGAGAGAAAUGGAUCUAGUAUUAACCUCAGUACGCGCUGAAUAAUGUUGAUUUAAUAAAAGAGAUGCUAUGA
Gallus gallus (chicken) is the source of this 3068-nucleotide messenger RNA. It is a transcript of the gene FUBP3, whose product is annotated as far upstream element binding protein 3. The transcript has 20 exons. The record is from RefSeq and is a predicted model, not a curated record. Gene Ontology annotation, biological process: regulation of DNA-templated transcription. The coding region runs from base 82 to 1842 and encodes 586 amino acids. Gene Ontology annotation, molecular function: mRNA binding. Lineage: Eukaryota; Metazoa; Chordata; Aves; Galliformes; Phasianidae. Gene Ontology annotation, cellular component: cytoplasm; nucleus.